AUGUCAUCACUACUUCUUGGUAUCGCUCCUACUGGGUACUUCAUGGGAUUGAUGACAGAUUCUACGCUUGUUGAGCAGAUGAACGACACAGUACCGUCCAGUCGUCAAAAGCAAUACCGUGUAUGCAUUCCGUGGCAGCGUGCUGCUCAAGGCGAUAGCAUGGUGCCUAACCUCGUAUCGGCAUCCUAUCGUCUCGACAUGGAUCCGAAUGAGCUCGCAUCUUACUUCAUGCAGAUUUACAUUGCUAUGUUCCGUGAGACAGAAGACCAAAGUAUUCAGUCCGAAGUCAUGACACGCAAGGAGAACCAACCUUUGGCUCGCGACGUCGAUUACUGUUCUCGACUCACGCUUGUUACACUCGUUGCCUCAGCCAAACGCACCAUUUCUACCGACUGGCAAGAAUGCAUUGGCGCCCUCAUCCGUAUGAUGGAGGACGACAAAUCUCUUUCUGGNGGUUCGAAGAGACUCGCAGAAUUUAUGCUACACCUUCACCUGUCCGGCCUGUGGCAUGUCUCUGGGCUCGAAGAGGGACCCUCAAUAGUCAAGUACGACGGCGAGGCUUGCCCAUCUAGCGAAGGAGGCGAAUCUGGAGUGCUUGGAAAGCAAAACUUGCCUGGCACUCUUCAAGUCGCAUUGAUCGUCCCCAGAAGUAGCCUCACNAUUUUCACGAAUCCUCCUGUUGAUCUGGUCGGAACCCCGGGGGUUNNACAUCUUUGGCUGCGCAACAAAACUUUCGAGACUGCUUUCUUCGCUAUUGAUGUUUUCUUUGGCUACUUUGUAUCAGAUGGUCUUGAUGAACCACGAGUCGUGGAAGAUACUCAUGGUUGGUCAGGCACUUCUGAUUUGAUUGUAACCUGCAAGAUCCCUACCUAUGCUUUGCUGCAUGGCCCUCCUCAGGAAGCACACAUUGAGCUUGACCUUAACACUUCACGUCCCAUCCUGGGUCGAAUUCCGGAGCCCAGAUCCCGAGUCAGGCACUACAGUGCCACCUUGGACAGCAAGAAUGUUCGGAUCCUGACAUCAGCUCCCAGUACAAAGCCUGAUGCAGUGUUCGGUGCCCACCUUGCCGCCAAGUCAAAGCCAGCUGGAUCGACUUGUGCUAGUGUGACUCUCAAUUCUGAUGGUACCGUGCAGUCUAUUAGUGUGAUCAACAAUUUUGCACAUGAUUCAGAAGAGAGCCUUGCGCUCAGGAAUGGUGGCAUAGUUGAAGUCUCACAGAGGUCGCCAUGCGUUCUUGCUGCUUCCAUUGGCACUCUGAAGGAUGUGAGCAAGUUCUACUUCCCCUUUCCUGUGAAUGGAGCUGCGUACAAGAUGAAGAUCGCUCGCAAAUCUUCAUGGAUAGAGAUCAGAGCCCCUACAUCGAACGCUCUGCAGCCUGGUGGCUACCAUCUGGACCCGUUCCCUAUCAUCGAUCAGGGCAAUGGUUUCCUGGCUUUGGGGUUCAACCGCAUCGAUCCUGACCUUCAAUCACAGAUCGAUACCUCAGCUUCGAACUGUACGUUCUUGCAACCACUCUCUGCCACGUCAUUAAGCAGAAGAGAACAUGCUCAAAUCAACACAACUCAGAUUACUAGCUCCCUGCCACCCAUGACUCAGUUGAAGGAGAUUGUUCGACAGUGGUUCUUCGCCUAUGCUGGAAUAUUGGGCAACCCGAAGGGCCAAGAUAUCCGGUUGUUCACCUUGGUGCGCGAGGUAGAAUCCAACAAGGUUGUACCUGACUGGAUGGUCAUUGCCAAAGCUUUGCGCCAUGACCGAGACACGGGCUCAGUCUUUAUGGAUGCAUUCUUCGUUCCUUCGACCCCAGAAGUGAUCAAGUUGAACCCCUACAAAACCGUGAGAAACGGCAAGACGGUUCAGGACGCCGCAGUGAUUAUCGCAAGCAAGGAGGCCAUGGAUCUGUUCCAACGUCUUGUACCAGCUCUUGCUGAACGCUGUCGCUCAUGGGAGCACACUCCAGACUGCAAGUACAGAGUCAAGUCUGACAAGACGUCUCUUUGCGGCUGUGGACAAGGUCAGGAUGCUGCAAUUAUGCCUGAACCUUACAAGAAGGUCGCUCAUCUCGCUACUCGUAUCGCCAUCCCCAUCAUCUUCGCCGUGCCUUAUGUCGAGGCUGUGGGUGGUCAAGAAGUUAUGAUUGAGCUUGUUGCUGCCUUGCAACAACACCUGGAGGUGAGCCAGCAUCACGGAAACACUGAUUCCGUCUUGUCUGCUGCUCUAAAGAUUGGCAAGGAAAUGAAGCAGAAGACCGCUGACAAUGCAAGCUGUGACCACUGUGGAAACAAGCAGCCCGGCCUCAAGCUCUGUGCUCAAUGUGAGAAGGUCAAGUACUGUAACCGCGAUUGCCAGAAAGCUGCCUGGAAGACUCACAAGAAGUUCUGCAAGCGUUGA
Messenger RNA from Aureobasidium musti, 2388 nucleotides. Lineage: Eukaryota; Fungi; Ascomycota; Dothideomycetes; Dothideales; Saccotheciaceae. The record is from the annotation of a GenBank genome assembly.